AUGGCAUCGUUGCGCGAAUUAUGCAAGAUCGAGCGGGGGUACAUGGACUCCAUGGCCCACGUGGAAGCUUUCGUUGCAAAUUUCAAUGCACCACGUGACACGGUCAGGAUUGCUUCACGCUUGGAGCAUUUGGAAACGCUUUUCAAGGAGUUUCGUGAUAACCGUGCGAAAAUUGAAGUGAGACAGGAGCAAGAUUUAAAAUUGUCCUCUGAGGAAAGCAAGGAGGAGCAGCUGAAGAAGGACGUCGAAGCUGGCAACAGAAAAACUCGCCUGGAUUUUGAGGACAGGUACUUCGAUGCGAAAGAUUUCCUAACGUCGCACCGAGGCAAUCAGACAGCUGUAGCUUCUUCCGCUCCGCCCGGCCACAUUCCUAACUCCCGAAUCCAUCUCCCUGUUUUUAAAAUCCCUUCUUUUGACGGUUGUGUGAAAGAUUGGUUGAGUUUUCGUGACGCUUUCCAGAGCAUGAUCGGUAAAGAUGCUUCGCUUUCGCCGGUCGAUAAGUUCCAUUAUCUUCUCUCCGUGCUCACAAAAGAAGCCCGAACGUUGGUGGAAUCCAUUGAAGUGACGGCGGCCAACUUCGAUGUCGCGUGGCAGAUGCUCGAACAACGGUUCGAGAACAAAAAGAUCAUCGCUCGAGCACUGAUGGACAGUUUCCUGAAUGCCGAACCCAUCAAGCGGGAAUCGUACGACGCUCUAGUUGGUCUCAUCGACUCGUACGAGCGGAAUCUUCUACAGCUGCGUAAAAUUGGACUGAAGACAGAUGGGUGGACUCACUUGCUUGCUCAUAUUCUGUAUACACGUCUCGAUGUUGACACGCAACGGCAUUGGGAGCGUGCUCACAACUCUCGUGAAGCACCAAAGUACGAGGACUUGUUGCAGUUUCUGCGGGAUCACCUCGCAACCCUACAACCCCUGGCAUCCAUGAAAACUCGGAGUUCGGACUCUCGUCAAGAUCAUGGGAAAUCGACGACCAAAUCCAAGGUCGGCUCGACUCUCACAACUACUACGACUCAGAAAAAAGUUUGUCCACACUGUCAAAAAUCCUCUCACUCUCCUUUCAAAUGCGAAUCCUUUAUCAGUAUGAAUCCUUCCCAACGGCUUGAAUCAGUCAGGAAAGCUGGUUUGUGCCUAAAUUGUCUUUCCUCUUCCCACUUGGUCAGGGCUUGUCCUAGCUCAGCUUGUCGUGCCUGCGGUCAAAAGCACCAUACGAUGCUGCAUUUGCGCCCAGCAAGCAACGGACAAGAUCACUCGCAAUCGCAACCCACGAAACCCGCUAUUCCACAAAGUCAGCCCGCAAUCGCACCUUCCUCCGCUUCGCAAUCGCAAACAGUUACCACCGCACCCUCCGCUGGCCCAUCCACCUCUCGUCCAGUCGCUCUUCCUGCCACUACUACUGCCGAUAGUAGCGUGAUUCUUCUCUUGACUGCUGUCGUCAAGAUAGCUGACUACAACGGGAAUGUCCAGUUCGCUCGCGCCCUCCUUGAUUGCUGCUCCGAACGAAAUCUGAUGAGUGAACAUUUGCCGCAGAAAUUGGAUCUACGUCGGCAGAACGACCCGCUUUCUCUCCAAGGUGUGGGUCCCAGUGCUGCUGUGUCGAGGCAAUCGACGACAGCAAUCGUACGAUCGCGUUGUACAGAUUUUGCUGUUGACCUCAAGUUCCACAUUUUGCCGGAGUUUAAGCCGAUUUUGCCGUCGAACCGGUUGUCGGUAGCCUCCUGGAAGAUUCCUCCAUCCGUACAACUUGCUGAUCCUCGUUUCUUUGAGCCGAAUCGCAUCGAUGCUAUCAUCGGAGCCGAAGUGUACUAUCGUCUACUGCUAGAAGGUUUCGUCGACCUCGGACCGGAACUACCCCAGUUGAAGGAAACGGUUUUUGGGUGGAUAGUAUCCGGAAAGGUGAAUACGGUGGACUCGAGCCUGUCUGCCACCACGCUAGUCUGCAGCAACGCUGAGUUGGAAAAUCAGCUUGCUCGCUUCUGGGAAGUUGAGUCGUGCAAUACCAACGAGACCUUCUCCACGGAAGAACGGAAAUGCGAAACCCAUUUUGCCGCCACCACUAUUCGAGACUCCACUGGAAGAUUUGUGGUGUCACUACCGAAGAAACCCGAUGUUCUGGAUAGGUUGGGAGACUCUCGUUCCAUUGCAACUCGACGCUUUUUGUCCCUGGAACGACGACUUCAGGCGAAUCCUUCACUGUUGGAGGCGUACACCGAUUUCAUACAGGAGUACGUUCAUCUAGGACACAUGGCACCGAUCGAUACUAGCGCAGAAGUUGUGAUUCCCGGACAGAAGUUCUAUUAUAUGCCUCACCAUUGCAUAGUUCGACCGGAGAGUGUCACGACGAAACUCCGCGUCGUCUUUGAUGCGUCGUGCCCCACUGAUACUGGUGUCUCGUUGAACGAAGCACUGAUGGUGGGUCCAGUUGUCCAGGACGACCUGUACAGCAUCAUCCUACGAUUUAGACUUCCUCGCUUCGUCAUCGUCGCUGAUGUACCGGCAAGUGUUGGUAUCCCCAUCUGA
Messenger RNA from Aedes albopictus (Asian tiger mosquito), 2517 nucleotides. RefSeq lists its product as uncharacterized. NCBI's taxonomy places the organism in Eukaryota, Metazoa, Arthropoda, Insecta, Diptera, Culicidae. The transcript has a single exon. The coding region runs from base 1 to 2517 and encodes 838 amino acids. The record is from RefSeq and is a predicted model, not a curated record.